CCGCCAGUCUAGUAGCUAGCCGGCCGGCCUGCAAGUUUGUAUAUAUAUACGAAUGGCUGUAGGAUGGUGCUGCUGCACUGCAACUGCCGCCAUCUGACUUACUCGUCGACGUCGUACUCACGUGCUAUUGCUGACAUAGUCGAAGGCCGCCAUGGGCUGCUUGCUCCGCCGUCUGUUCCCCUUCCUGGUCGGCGCGGCCGUCGGGGUGUACGCGGCGCAGAACUACAAGGUGCCCAACAUCCGGCGCCUCGCCGACCGCGGCGCCGACGCCGCCAGGCGCUACGAGGAGGCCUACCGCAAGAAGCCUGCUGCCGCCGCGGACGACGACGCCCGUCCCGUCGGCGGCUGCAGGAAGAAGAAGGUGGUGCAGGUGGAUAUUGACGACGACGACCAAGAGUAGGUAGCCACGGUACGCGCGUUGCCUGACGCCGCCGCUGGACGGUGGAUGCAUGCUGCGAAUUAGUUAGUUACGUUACGUUACGUUACGUUACGUACAGUAUUUUUUUACCUGUAUAGGAGUGUCUGUAUAUAUGUAUGCUUGCGCUGCUUACAGUAUAUGUAGUUAUUUCUCGCAGUGGGUUUCCUCGAUUUACCAUGUACUACUACUACGAGUUGCUUGAGAUGUGGAUUAAGAAAUAAUAAUAAGAAAAGAUUACGGUAAA
Zea mays is the source of this 662-nucleotide messenger RNA. RefSeq lists its product as uncharacterized. The transcript has a single exon. Bases 152 to 400 code for a protein of 82 amino acids. The record is from RefSeq and is a predicted model, not a curated record. Lineage: Eukaryota; Viridiplantae; Streptophyta; Magnoliopsida; Poales; Poaceae.